AUGAGGAAAAUAACAAAGCAGAAAGAGUACCAUGACCUCUUGAGUCCGACAGCUCCCAAAAUCUUUCGUAUGUUCGGAAUAGCUACACCUAAACGACCGCGCCCAGAACCAGAAAGCGAGGAAGAAGGACCAUACCGGCCUCGUCGCCGUGGCAAAGGUGAAGCAUCCUUGGGCUCUCAGGAUGAAAAGGACGAGCUUAUUACGGGAGUAGACGCGUCCGACCUGCCCAUUGCAGGAUAUAACCCAAACGGGGCGCAGAAGCGAUACCAGAAACUGCCUGCCAUUCGUAUCUUGGACUGGCAGAUAGACGGAGACGGCCAACCUAUACGCAAACCACUGAGAGACAGCACGGCGUUGACGGCUGCUUUGGUCCAAACCCGCGGCACUGAGGCGGCUGAUCCGUGCAGCUUCUGCAAAGACAAUAAAGGCACUUGGAGAAUGUGUGUCGUUGAACCUAACCCAGAUGGGAACUCGAAGCUUGCCGGAGCAUGUGCAAAUUGUCGGUUCAGUAGGAGACACAACUGUGACCUCCGAGGACACAAAGAUGAUGAAUCUGUAGAUUCGUCGCUCAGUUCCAAAGAUUCCUUGACGGAUACCACCAAUAGCAGCGUAGCGGAGGAGGUGCAGGAGAACGAAGGACAGGGUGUCCCUAUACGGGAGGAUACUCAGACGAAUGUUCAGGAACAGGUAAAGGAAUCCGACAGUCAGACCCUUACUCCGAGGUCACGUCUCGAUGGCAAGGUUGUUCCGUUUCCUCUCGGACCAGAAACUAUCAACGAUUUGCCUUUGCUUAAGCAGGCUAUCAAAGACAUCGUUGCCCACCUCAACAUACUUCAUAGGAGAGUGCAACAGCUGGAGGAGGAGCGUCAAUCGAUCAAUCCUUGGGAGUUAGUUUGA
Messenger RNA from Aspergillus novofumigatus IBT 16806, 897 nucleotides. Its product is annotated as DUF3716 domain-containing protein. Bases 1 to 897 code for a protein of 298 amino acids. The transcript has 3 exons. The record is from RefSeq and is a predicted model, not a curated record. NCBI's taxonomy places the organism in Eukaryota, Fungi, Ascomycota, Eurotiomycetes, Eurotiales, Aspergillaceae.